GUGUGGCACGUUUCGGUUCGCCACUACAAUGAAGGCCGCGGUUAUUGAGCAACUAACUUUUACGAACGGACAGUGAUCGUCACCUAUCUUACACACAAUUAAAGAUAAGCUGAUCGGUUUGUACCGAUACGAGAAAUCCACGUGUCGAAAGUAACGUUAACGGCGUGAUUGAAAAAUGAAGAAUGAACGUUUCUAUAUGUAGCCAAAGAACGCCCGUAAGCAAAAGACAGUAUCAGUGUGGCAAGUGCAUACAAUUUAGUAAAUUAACAAAUUCGGUCAACCAAAGCUCGGUAAAGCUACAAUGACUACACAAAGCCAACAAACGCUAAAGACACCCAGUGGAGUGCACCCAAUUGGAAUCCAACCCACUAGGGUGAGUAACGAUGGCGAUUUGCAGCUGACCACAGGGGACCACCGGCCGCACCACCAGACAGUCGCCGACGUGGUUCAAUUGACAAUGGAUCAAGUGGUGGUGAACCUCCUUAAUGCACGCCUGCUCGCUGGUCGGGCAUCGGGUAUCCCCACGUUGGAUAUGCUGAUGACCACUUGGGGACUAUGUGGCCAACGACCUCAGCAGACAGAUAGAGGCACACAGACCGACUCCGGACCCACGCCAAGUGUGAAGGCUCAGACCAGGGUGACGCAACAAGACGACGGAAGGGCACUAGUACGGUGGGCGGUGUCAGCAACCCCGAUCACGGUCCUGAACCACCCACUGCUACAGAUUGCACUGGACCGAGGUAUAGUGGUAACACCUCCUAAACCACAAUCGAAACCAGCACGGACUCGAGGGGUGAGGACCAAGGCCAGCCUCAAGAAGGAGCCACAGGUACGCACGGAUCCACCAGUAGCGGAUCUGAUCACGUGGGACGAGGAUCAGGAGGACGUGCUACGGAUCACCCAGGACGAACUACCCGGCGUCGAUAUGUUGACGGGCGGCUGCGUGGACUUUCCGGAAGACAACGGAGACGGCCUGUACGUACAAUGACGUCCAACACCACGCUACCGUGUCAA
Metopolophium dirhodum (rose-grain aphid) is the source of this 1014-nucleotide messenger RNA. RefSeq lists its product as uncharacterized. Bases 302 to 988 code for a protein of 228 amino acids. The transcript has 3 exons. The record is from RefSeq and is a predicted model, not a curated record. Lineage: Eukaryota; Metazoa; Arthropoda; Insecta; Hemiptera; Aphididae.